GCCAACGCCGCUGCCAUGUUGAGCGUCGCGCGGCUCCGCUUGCUGCUUCCCGGGCCUGCCCAGGUUAUCUGGAAUGGUUUAAGUCAAGACAUCCUUAGAGGUGUAACAAGCAGGAAAUAUGCGUCAGAAGCAAUCAAAGGCGCCGUCAUCGGUAUUGAUCUCGGCACGACCAACUCCUGCGUGGCCGUCAUGGAAGGAAAACAAGCAAAAGUGCUGGAAAAUGCUGAAGGUGCCAGGACUACCCCUUCUGUCGUAGCGUUCAACAAUGACAAUGAGCGAUUGGUUGGAAUGCCAGCUAAGCGGCAGGCCGUCACAAACCCUCAGAAUACGUUGUAUGCUACCAAGCGGCUGAUUGGACGCCGAUACGAUGAUUCAGAAGUGCAGAAAGAUAUCAAGAACGUCCCUUUUAAAAUCGUCCGCGCGUCAAAUGGCGAUGCCUGGGUGGAAGCUCACGGAAAGCUGUAUUCCCCGAGCCAGAUCGGUGCCUUCAUAUUGAUGAAGAUGAAGGAGACAGCAGAAAACUAUCUGGGGCAUCCAGCAAAAAACGCCGUCAUCACAGUCCCUGCAUAUUUCAAUGAUUCUCAGAGACAGGCCACUAAAGACGCUGGGCAGAUUGCCGGGUUGAAUGUUUUGAGAGUGAUAAAUGAGCCCACUGCUGCAGCACUAGCCUAUGGUUUAGACAAGGCCGAAGACAAAAUCAUUGCAGUCUACGACUUGGGUGGUGGCACGUUUGAUAUUUCUAUCUUGGAAAUUCAGAAGGGAGUCUUUGAGGUCAAAUCCACCAAUGGCGACACUUUCUUGGGUGGCGAAGAUUUCGAUCAGGCCUUGUUGCAGUAUAUUGUCAAAGAGUUCAAGAGAGAGACGGGCGUUGACUUGACCAAAGAUAACAUGGCUCUCCAGAGAGUGAGAGAAGCAUCAGAAAAGGCAAAAUGUGAACUCUCUUCUUCAGUCCAGACAGACAUUAACUUGCCUUACCUCACGAUGGAUGCUUCCGGGCCGAAGCACUUGAACAUGAAGCUGACCCGCUCUCAGUUUGAGGGGAUUGUGGCUGAUCUGAUUAAGAGGACGAUCGCCCCUUGCCAGAAAGCUAUGCAGGAUGCCGAAGUCAGCAAGAGCGACAUUGGGGAAGUCAUCUUGGUCGGCGGCAUGACCAGAAUGCCCAAGGUGCAGCAGAUUGUGCAGGAAAUGUUCGGCCGUGCCCCUAGUAAAGCUGUGAACCCGGACGAAGCCGUUGCCAUCGGGGCUGCCAUCCAAGGAGGGGUGCUUGCUGGUGAUGUGACAGAUGUGCUGUUGCUGGACGUGACGCCUCUUUCCCUGGGAAUUGAGACCCUGGGAGGAGUCUUCACCAAGCUUAUCAACAGGAACACCACUAUUCCCACCAAAAAGAGCCAGGUAUUUUCUACGGCUGCUGAUGGGCAGACUCAAGUUGAAAUUAAAGUCCACCAGGGUGAGAGAGAGAUGGCCGGGGACAACAAGCUGUUGGGGCAGUUUACGCUGAUUGGGAUUCCCCCAGCUCCACGAGGGGUUCCUCAAAUCGAGGUGACCUUUGACAUUGAUGCGAAUGGGAUCGUUCACGUUUCUGCAAAAGAUAAAGGCACAGGGCGCGAACAGCAAAUUGUGAUCCAGUCUUCCGGUGGCCUUAGCAAAGAUGAUAUUGAAAAUAUGGUGAAAAACGCUGAGAAGUAUGCCGAAGAAGACAGGCGAAGAAAGGAACGUGUUGAAGCUGUAAACAUGGCAGAAGGAAUAAUCCAUGAUACAGAAUCCAAGAUGGAAGAAUUCAAAGAUCAGCUCCCUGCUGAUGAGUGCAACAAGCUGCGAGAAGAAAUCGCGAAAAUGCGUGAGCUGCUGGCUCGUAAAGAUAGCGAAACGGGUGAGAACAUCCGGCAGGCAGCGUCCACCCUGCAGCAAGCAUCUCUGAAGCUUUUUGAAAUGGCCUACAAAAAGAUGGCAUCAGAGCGAGAAAGUUCCGGAAGCUCCGGGGAUCAGAAAGAAGAAAAGCAAUAA
Euleptes europaea (tarantolino) is the source of this 2004-nucleotide messenger RNA. It is a transcript of the gene HSPA9, whose product is annotated as heat shock protein family A (Hsp70) member 9. Gene Ontology annotation, cellular component: mitochondrion; cytoplasm. Gene Ontology annotation, biological process: protein refolding; cellular response to unfolded protein. The record is from RefSeq and is a predicted model, not a curated record. Gene Ontology annotation, molecular function: misfolded protein binding; ATP-dependent protein folding chaperone; heat shock protein binding. Bases 16 to 2004 code for a protein of 662 amino acids. The transcript is spliced from 18 exons. Lineage: Eukaryota; Metazoa; Chordata; Lepidosauria; Squamata; Sphaerodactylidae.